CUGGUGUCGUGAGGUUGUUCGGGUGGACGUGCUGGUGGGCGUUUCUGCGUCUUGGUGUCCCUUCCUGCUGUUGCUGUAAGAGGCUUCUGUUUUUACCCUGCUUGCGACCAACUCAUCUCUGAUGUUUCUCCCUACGCUCGUGGAGGACAUGCAUCAUUUUAAGCCUAGUCGAGAACGACUGUACACCACCAGAUGUUGUGGAUGUUGCCAUGUCCGGACCGGGACCAUCAUCCUGGGAACCUGGUACAUGGUUGUCAACCUUUUGAUGGGCAUCCUGCUGACCGUUGCUGUGACCCACCCGGAGAACGUGCCCACCAUUGAUUUGCAGUAUGAGGUCAUCGAUCAUUACUUUGCCUCCAACAGGAUGUCCGAGAAUGCCUGUGUGGGGUUUGCCAUUUCUCUGCUGAUGCUCACUAUCAGUGCCAUGAUGGUGUAUGGAGCCAUUACUCACCGUGACGGAUGGCUCAUCCCCUUUUUCUGCUACCAGCUGUUCGACUUUGCUCUGAGCUGCCUGGUGGCCAUCAGCUCUCUCACCUACCUGCCCAGGAUCAAGGACUACCUGGACCAGCUGCCUGAUUUUCCAUACAAAGACAACUUGCUCUCCAUGGACUCCAGCUGCCUGCUGCUCUUCGUGCUCGUCUUCUUUGCCUUCCUCAUUAUUCUCAAGGCGUACUUGAUCAACUGUGUGUGGAACUGCUACAAGUACAUCAACAACAGGAACAUGCCUGAAAUCGCUGUGUACCCCGCCUUUGAGACCCCUCCCCAGUACAUCCUCCCCACUUAUGAGAUGGCCAUGAAGAUGCCGGAGAAGGAGCCUCCUCCCCCCUACAUGCCCGCUUAACCAGCAGCACCACUACUUGUUGCCAAAACAGACACACACAAACACAAAUGCACACAGCUUUGUCAUAUGCAUUCCUACAUUCCUCCCUGAAACACAUUUCUCAUCUCCCCUCUUCAUCCUCUGACCUGCUGUGUAUGUGCAAAACACGCCAUGUUCACCCGCUGACCACUGUGUUUCUGUCAAGUGUCCAUAGAUGAGUGAGAGAGGAAACGUGGAAAAGACUGAGAGAUGUGUGAAAUUGUAAUAAAAAAAAAGGAUUGAAUGAAUGAACGUGAUCGGAGAGCGAUGGAAGCUACCAGCCGAUUUUCUCUGGCAUUUUUGUAUGUCUUAGUAAAAGGGAAAUUUGUGGAAAUGGAACCGCUUAAAAUAAUUUUAUCAAACCAGCACCAUCUACCUGUGGAGUGAUAUAUUAGUGUAAAAUAAAUAUAUAAUGACAAUCUUCUUAGAGCCCUUAUUGUUGACUUGUGUUCCCUUUUCUCCCUGAAUAACCCCUCAGUGAAGUCGGUAGCAUUUUUGCUCUUUUUGUGUGUAUUUAUUUAGCUUUGCUGUGGUUGACGUCAUCACUGCUGCCCCCUUGUGUCGUUGACAAAUUGUUGUGAAUAACUUUGCAGCUUAGUCCGAAGCAGGAAAGUGACAACUUAUCUUUGUCUCUGCUUCGUUCUCGGCCAACCUCCGCAGCAAACAGCUGGUUUUGUGAACAUCUAGGUAGUUGCAUGCUUCUCAAGCUCUGUCCCCUCAACAUCACUUAUUGCUUUAAUGGUUAUAUGAUUUAAUCCUAUUAAAAAUAUUUGACUGAAUUAAAGAUUUCAAUAAA
This is a messenger RNA of Cynoglossus semilaevis (tongue sole), 1655 nucleotides long. It is a transcript of the gene laptm4a, whose product is annotated as lysosomal protein transmembrane 4 alpha. The transcript has 7 exons. Bases 122 to 841 code for a protein of 239 amino acids. Lineage: Eukaryota; Metazoa; Chordata; Actinopteri; Pleuronectiformes; Cynoglossidae. The record is from RefSeq and is a predicted model, not a curated record. Gene Ontology annotation, cellular component: lysosomal membrane.